Molecule: messenger RNA, 3055 nt
Organism: Bacillus rossius redtenbacheri
Lineage: Eukaryota; Metazoa; Arthropoda; Insecta; Phasmatodea; Bacillidae
Product: protein shisa-5-like
Exons: 5
Coding region: 453-929 (158 amino acids)
Source: RefSeq, a predicted model, not a curated record
UGUUGCUAUUGCCUCAUGGGAUUCAACAACUUAAAAAUUGUUGAAUAUAAUUUUUUUUUUUAAAUAUCUUAUCGGUACUCUUUUAUUUUACCCGGCGCAGGAAUGUCACGCACGGAGUUGAGCAAUUAGGUUUUUUUUUUUUCGGGACUACGAAGUGGCGUAACAAUCCUGUCGAUAAUUUUUUUUUUUGGUCCAGAAUGAAGUUCUGAUCCAUUCAGAUCCAGGCGAUUAAUUUUCUUUGACGAUCAUGUAUGUGACUGAAGCACAGUAAAAUUUAGCGUAUGGAUUGUUCUUAAUGGAUUACGGUUCACAAUCAUUUGAAUGAAUUUUAGGGGGUGGGGGAAGAAUUUUUUAGCUGAUUGUAUAGGGUAUGAGAAGGGAGGGUGGAUGGCUGCGGAAAGAUUCUGUUGAGCUGUGGCUGGGAAAUCAGUCAAAUCAGCAAAGCGAAAGCGAUGGAUUGCCCCUUCAGCAACGGCAACCAGUACACUGCGCAGCUCGGCCUGUCGAGCGCAACGCAGUGCCCCCUCGUCCUGGGCGACCCGGACGACAGGUUCUGCUGCCUCAACGACAGGGGCGCCUACUACUGCUGCGACUUGGACGAGUUUGAGAACAACUUGGGGGCGGGCAUCGUGAUAGCCAUCGCGGUGGGCACGAUAGCCAUCAUCUCCGUGCUGCUGUGCUUGUGCUGUUGCUGUUGCCCGUGCUGCUGCCUGUACAAGCGCCGGCACCGCGGCACCGUCUACGGAAAUAUGCCCCAAGCAGGGGUCCACACGACGGUGGUGCACGUGCCCCAGCCGGUGGUGGUGCCGACACAUGCGGCCGUUCAGCACGCCGGCGCCGUGCCGUCUGCACAGCCGCACACAGGCUUCUACCCGCCGACGUACGACGAGGCCACGGCUAAGCAGGCUCCCUACAACCCCAACUACUGAGGAGAUCCUCGCGAGACUGCUCCAUCUCACCCCGACAGUGUACUGUGAUCUCUCUGAACAAUAGGGACGGCUGCUCAGGAGUUGGAGGCAGUUUGGGUUUUGCCAUUGGCCUGCAUCAUUUACUAUCACUGCAAUAUCGUUAGCGUAAUGAAGGGGGAAAAGUUGCCACUCAGUGUUAUCUAUCCAAGGAUCUGAAUCUGCGUUUUAAUAUUUAAAUCGUUUAAAGGCUUACUGAAGUAAACACAUUUUGCUGGUUUAAUUACCUAAAGUUAAGUGAUAACAAGAACAUUUCGUGGGAUCUGUUUCUACUUGGCUGUGUGUAAAUCAUUUCUUCAUUUGGUUUGUGUGUUCAUUCUAUACUACCAUGUCAAUAAAACUGUCGAACAAAAAGCUUAAAUCAGUAACUUACACUAUUUCCUAAACAAGAUCAGUCAAGUGAAACUAUCCCAGACAGCCUGCCAUUUAAAACACUCAUUUUGGGAAUUUUGUUUUAUACUUACAGUAGUUUUAUUUUGCACGCAUGCGGUAUUAGUUGUGGCAUCACUAUUGUUCUAUGUAUGAGUUGGUGUAUAAUUAUUUCUACCAGUUAUAACAGAACGCUGUGUUACGGAGCUGGCUGGGAGUUGUCGCCUUGUAUUCUUCUUGUAACAGAAGUUGUUUGUAUUACCAGCAAAUAUGCUGUGGGGAACUGUUUUUUUUUUGUAUUAGCAUUUAGUAGGGACUAUUCAUAAGCAAGAGUAUCCAGAGAGAAUAUUUGACUGGAUGUUGUACUUUGUGAUACGAGACUGUUAUUGGUACUUCCACGCAUAUUAUUAAUUAGCCUGGAUUUAUUAUUAUUUGUCUUGCAGAGCAUCACUUUGGCAAGAGAGUUUUCUAGAAAUCUAGUUUUCUGUGUUACUGCAGUCAUUCAAGUGAAUUUUUUUCCCACCCCCCCUCACUUUUUGUUUGGGAAGUGUUUGCAAAAGUGAGGAAACUGCUGUGUAAAUGCACAUUCCUAAGCAUACUUUUAAUAUCUAAAAUGGUUCAAAGUUAACUGCUGAAAAUGAGUAAUUCACCCUAGUUGAAAAUGGGGUUAUGUGUGUUUAUAUAACUCCAUAGACUACAAAAUACAUAAAUAAGAUGACUUUUUUUUUGUAUUUAUGUGUCAAGAUUUUGUGUCUAAGAAUUGUAGAACAAAUGAAACUAUGAUGUGUGUAAUCAACUUUUUUACUUAAAUGCUAUUUGAACUUUCUUCUCAUGCUUACAUUGCAAAAAUGUGUAACUGUCAUAAAUGUAUGUCUGCCUUAAGUAAUCAUUUGGAGAAAUUUUUUUUUCCAUGGCACAAUUUAUAUUUGAUGGCAAUGAUUGCUGUCACUUGCAGAAGGAGCAGGUUUUAGUGUUUUAUAAAAAAAAACUGGUGAGCCCGUGAGUAUUUGACAAAGUAGAAUGCCUAAGAUAACCUAUAAAAAUGUGGCCCAGUUUAAAGCGACUCAUAAAGCUGAAAUCUCAUCGAUUCGUCCCAUCCAUCUGUCUGUCCAUCCAUCACGCGACGUACAGCAGAUUGGAUGGCAUGGAAAAUUCCAUUCAAAAUAUCGUCUGCCUGCCAAAACCUUAUCUUUAUUUAAAAGUUUUUUUUAUUAUUUUCCCUUUUCAAUUUUUAAACUGCUUCCGUAAUAGGUUUCUUUAACUUUCUUAUGGGCACAUUUUAAGUUAAAUUUUUUAAACAAAAAUUGUCUGAAACACACAAGUAAUUAAGUAUGCAGGGUAACAUAAAAGUAUAUUAAAAUUUUUCUUUCACUUUUAAGUGUUUAGCAUACACAUGUCACUUGGUAAAACUGUACAUAAAAUAUUCUGGAAAAUAUAAGCUUUAAUAGUUGGUAGCAUCCAAGUAGAAGAAUAUUAUCAUGGAUGUGGUGGAUCAGUGAGAGUCCAGCUAAAGUUGCAAGUGGUUUGUACUUUGUUGUAUCUGAGUGUGACAAGUGCUUGGUGCUUCUGUGAGCGACUACUGUUGAACACCAGUGGUGAGGAGAGAAGUUUAUUUGCAUUUAUAGUUGGAUCGUUGUAACAUAUGUAUUAUGGAAUUUUAUAUAUUUUAAAAUGAAAUUUUAAAAUUUAAGGGUAAAUAAAUGUAUUUUCAUGAAAAGUUA